Molecule: messenger RNA, 3873 nt
Organism: Diorhabda sublineata
Lineage: Eukaryota; Metazoa; Arthropoda; Insecta; Coleoptera; Chrysomelidae
Product: ATP-dependent translocase ABCB1-like
Exons: 20
Coding region: 81-3842 (1253 amino acids)
Biological process (GO): transmembrane transport
Cellular component (GO): membrane
Molecular function (GO): ABC-type transporter activity; ATP hydrolysis activity; ATP binding
Source: RefSeq, a predicted model, not a curated record
AUAGUUAAACGAUCACAAACGUAGACAACAUAUUAAAUAUUUUGUGCCAAAUCCCGUGCAUAUUAAACAGAAUCUGAAGAAUGGAAAGAAUGGUAAAUGAAAAAAUUGAUAAUGAGGGAAAACGACAUCCACUUGAUUCAAAAAUAUCCCACAAUCCGAAGAAUGACUUAAUACAACCCGUUUCCUUUUUCGGAAUGUUUAGAUAUGCGACUCAAAGGGAGAAAUUCCUGAUGUUCAUUGGCAUAGUUUCAUCCGCAAUUACGGGUAUCCUGCAACCUUUAAGUAUUAUCCUGUUCGGACGCGUUGCUGGAGAUUCGAUUGAUUAUGCUCAAUCUUUGAUGAAUGACAAUUUAACACCUGCGGAGAAAUUAGAAGCAGAAAAUAUUUUUCUCGAUGGUGUUAAAUUUUUUGCCACAUGGAAUAGUCUUAUUGGAAUAGGAAUGUUAUUUUUUUGUUAUAUCGCUACCGUGACGUUCAACUAUUCGGCAAUGGAACAGACUUUUAGAAUACGAUCGAAAUAUUUGAAAUCUAUUUUAAAUCAAGAUAUAUCUUGGUAUGACCAAAACCAAACUGGAGAUUUUGCAAGUAGAAUGUCCGAUGAUUUGUAUAAAUUUGAGGAUGGAAUUGGAGAAAAAGUACCAAUAUUUCUACAAUAUCAAGUCCUAUUAGUGACUGCUGUGGUUGUUGCAUUUAUAAAAGGUUGGCAACUAGCACUUGUCUCUGUGAUAUCAAUACCAGCCAGCGUAAUCUCAUUUAGUUUCAUAAAUGUGUUAACUACUCGAUUAGCUAAGAACGAAAUGGAAGCUUACGGAGCUUCGGCUUCUAUAGCAGACGAAGUUUUUUCCUUAAUACGAACGGUAACUGCUUUUGGUGGACAAGAUAAAGAAACGAAACGUUAUCAAAAGAAUUUAAUUUUUGCUAGAAAAAAUAAUAUUAGAAGGUCAUCACUUUUUGGAAUAGGAUUAGGUUUGAUGUACCUUCUUUUAUAUAGCAGUUAUGCGUUAACUUUUUGGUAUGGAGUAAAAUUAGUUUUGAGAGAUAGAGGCGAUCCAAAUGCAACUUAUACUCCUGAAAAUAUGCUUACCAUAUUCUUCAAUAUUAUGUCAGCUUCAUUGAAUUUUGGCUCAGCAUCUUCGUUCAUCGAAAUCUUUGGGAUAGCAAAAGCUGCAGCAGCCAAGAUAUUUACUGUGAUUGAAAAUGAACCUGAUAUUAAUUUAUCAAAAGGAAGGGGAGAAAAAUUGCAAUCUCUGAAAGGAAUUAUUAAGUUUAAAGAUGUAAAAUUCCAUUAUCCUUCCAGACCAGACGUUCCAAUUCUACAAGGACUUAAUUUAGAAAUUAAAUCUGGUGAUACGGUGGCUUUAGUUGGAAGUUCGGGAUGUGGUAAAUCGACAGUGAUUCAACUUAUUCAACGAUUUUACAAUGCGAUAUCUGGAGAGAUUACAAUUGAUGGUACCAAUAUCAAUAAAUUCGAUUUGACAUGGCUUAGAAAUAGAAUCGGCGUAGUUGGCCAAGAACCUAACUUAUUCGGUACCACCAUAAUGGAAAACAUAAAAUAUGGAAAACAAGGUGCAACUGAUGAUGAAGCUUUAGCUGCUGCUAAGAAAGCUACUGCUCAUGAUUUUAUCAAACGUUUACCUCUCGGUUAUAAUACGUUAGUUGGAGAACGAGGUACUCAGCUUUCGGGUGGACAGAAGCAAAGGAUAGCAAUAGCUAGAGCGUUGAUUCGUAAACCAAAUAUAAUGCUUUUGGAUGAAGCUACUUCUGCUUUAGAUAACGCAAGCGAAGCUAAAGUCCAGGCUGCUUUAGACUUGGCAAGUGAGGAAUGUACAACUAUAAUAGUAGCACACAGAUUAUCGACUAUACAAGGAGCAAAUAAAAUUAUCGUAUUAUCACAAGGAGUGGUAGUAGAAGAAGGAACACACAAUGAGUUGAUGGCUUUGAAAAAUGAAUAUUACAAACUUGUAACAGCUCAAGUGACAAAUACUAAUGAAAAAGAUGAUUCUAACAAAAAAACAGUCGAUAAGGAGGAAUUAGAAGAUGUGGAUGUUGAGGGAAACGAAUUAGAUGUGGAAGACAAGGAAAUCAAUGAUUCCAAGAAAUCGAAAGUUUCUUUGAUCCAAAUAAUAAAGUUGAAUGCACCAGAAUGGCCUUAUAUUCUGGUAGCUGGUAUAGCAGCCACGGUUGUAGGUUGUGGUUUACCAGCUUUUUCUGUUUUAUAUGGUAGUAUUUUAGGGACAUUAGCUAAUUCAGAUUCUAAUAUCAUCCAAUCGAAAACAAAUAAUUAUUGUUUAUAUAUUGUUGGAGCUGGAGUAAUAUGUUUGAUCACGGCAUAUUUCCAACUCUAUCUCUUAGGAAUUGCUGGUGAAAAGAUGACUGAAAGAAUAAGAGCGCACAUGUUUAAAGCUAUCAUAUCACAAGAUAUGGGAUUCUUCGAUAAAAAGUCUAAUGGUGUCGGAUCAUUGUGCGCCAGACUUUCUGGAGAUCCUGCACAAGUUCAAGGAGCUACUGGUCAACGUGUAGGUCAAAUUUUGCAAUCGUUGGCAACAUUGGUUGCAGCAAUUGGUCUUUCAUUAUAUUACGAAUGGAAAUUGGCACUGGUUACUGCAGCGUUUUUACCAGUAAUGGCUCUAGCUUUAUUUGUUGAACGUCGUAAUACUGCUGGCAUAAAUGAUACCAGGGAUCGAUCAUUAGAAAAAUCGACAAAGAUCGCUGUGGAAGCCAUUGGUAAUAUUCGAACAGUUGCUUCGCUCGUAGCCGAGGAUAUGUUUCAUAGAAAUUACAUAAACGAACUCACACCGCAUUACAAAUUAUCUUUGCGUAGUUUACAUUCGAGGGGAAUAAUAUUUGGGAUGUCGAGGAGUAUUUCAUUUUUUGCUUAUGCUGCGUCGCUCUAUUAUGGUGGUUUUCUCAUAAUAGAUGGAUUAUAUUACGACAGGGUAUUUAAAGUAGCGCAAAUUCAAUUAAUGGGCAUUGUUUCUGUUGCCAACUCGUUCGCAUUUUCACCGAAUCUCAUGAAAGGGAUAAACGCAGCUAGACGAAUAAUAACCUUCAUGUCUAAAAUUCCUCAAAUCAGAGAUGGUCCAAAUUCAAUAGAAAUUAAAGACGUUGAAGGAGAUAUAAAGUUUUCCUCUGUCAAUUUUUCCUAUCCCACCAGAUCUAAAACUCAAAUUUUACGAGGUCUGGACUUAAAUAUACUCAACGGCAAAACUGUAGCACUAGUUGGUGAAAGCGGCUGCGGAAAAUCGACAAUUAUCCAAUUGAUUGAAAGAUUUUAUGAUCCCAAAUCUGGAAACGUACAACUAGAUGACUUUGAUAUAAAAAAUAUCACAUUAUCGUCGUUAAGAUCGCACUUAGGAAUUGUAUCACAAGAACCAAAUUUAUUUAAUAAAACGAUAGGAGAAAAUAUAGCGUACGGUGACAAUUCUAGAGUGGUUCCUAUGGAUGAAAUUAUACACGCUGCCAAAUGUGCCAACAUUCAUAAUUUCGUAUCAUCUUUGCCUAAGGGAUAUGAUACUAAGUUAGGAGAAAAGGCAGCUCAAUUAUCAGGAGGACAAAAACAAAGGAUUGCGAUAGCUAGAGCAUUAGUGAGAAAUCCAAAGAUUCUACUUUUAGAUGAAGCUACAUCAGCGCUAGACACUGAAAGUGAGAAAGUUGUACAAGAAGCCUUAGACGAAGCUAAGAAAGGAAGAACUUGUAUUACGAUAGCGCACAGAUUAACGACAAUACAAGACGCUGAUCUGAUAUGUGUCGUUGACAAUGGAGCAAUUGUUGAAUCAGGAACCCACAAAGAGUUGUUGAACAACAAUGGUAUCUAUCAUAAAUUGUAUACAUAUAAACGUUGAUUCCUUAAUAAAAUUUUUAUACAGGACAAAA